Ylistrum balloti is the source of this 501-nucleotide messenger RNA. RefSeq names its product C-type lectin domain family 4 member M-like. The record is from RefSeq and is a predicted model, not a curated record. Gene Ontology annotation, cellular component: external side of plasma membrane. The transcript has 5 exons. Gene Ontology annotation, biological process: biological process involved in interspecies interaction between organisms. NCBI's taxonomy places the organism in Eukaryota, Metazoa, Mollusca, Bivalvia, Pectinida, Pectinidae. Gene Ontology annotation, molecular function: carbohydrate binding. Bases 1 to 501 code for a protein of 166 amino acids.
AUGUCGACUCCUAAGAACUGGAUAAUGGUGUUGUUUUUAUUUAAUGAAGGGUUCCCUAGCGGGCUGGCCAGCUGUCCCGAUGACUGGAUUCAUUUCCAAGGUUCCUGCUACUACUUUGUAAACAAUUUCACAACGUGGCAUGGAUCGUCAUCAUAUUGUCAGAGUCAAAAUUCCGAGCUGGUUGCUGUGGAAACUGAAGUAGAAAAUGACUUUCUCCACAGAUUCAUACAACGAUUUAGAUGUUCCUUUAAUGUCCCUUUCUGGAUUGAUGCGACCGAUAUGAUCUCUGAUGGUGUCUGGGUUUGGGCUUCUUCACUCACUCCAUUAACCUACUUCAACUGGGGCAAGAACGAACCCAAUGGAGAUAUUAACGAGGACUGCAUCUCAGUAGAUUCUGGGAUGUGGAACGACCUCCGGUGUGAUGAUAGAAGAUACUUUGUCUGCGAAAAAAAGACGCUGCCUAUUUCAUGUCCAUCUGAAGGGAGUUCAAUUAUCGGGUAA